Molecule: messenger RNA, 2521 nt
Organism: Fukomys damarensis (Damara mole-rat)
Lineage: Eukaryota; Metazoa; Chordata; Mammalia; Rodentia; Bathyergidae
Gene: Tnfrsf1b
Product: TNF receptor superfamily member 1B
Exons: 10
Coding region: 481-1779 (432 amino acids)
Biological process (GO): positive regulation of myelination; inflammatory response; regulation of T cell cytokine production
Cellular component (GO): membrane
Molecular function (GO): tumor necrosis factor binding; tumor necrosis factor receptor activity
Source: RefSeq, a predicted model, not a curated record
UGACAACCUCCGUCCUGGCUGGUGCUUAUUCCCGGGGCGCUGUGACUCCGAAACCUCUUUUCAGGAGACCCUCCUGUGCCUGUGUCCCCACUACUGUCCCAUAGGCUCCUGCCACACAGCAGGCUUGGCAGUAACUCGCGGGGCUGCAGAAAUAGCCCCAAGGAGACCCGAGCUGGCUGCGGGGUGGGGGUGCAGACUGACUGUGCUGUUUCCACCUGACCCUUUCACAGCCCGUUUUGCCAGCUGGUGUGGGAUGCACCCACUGUUCAUUUAGUGAGUCAUGAAUUCAUUUCCAAACUGGCCAGGGAAGCUGACCGGAUGGGUGAGCACUUGGUGUCCUCGGGUGGGCAGCCGUGAGAGGGAUGUCUAUCGUCAGGGUCUUGCCCAGCUGCCCUCCAGAAGUCUGUUUGCCUCCUCAUCACGUCAAGGAAGAGCUGGGGGCCUCUGAGGCUGACUUAAGGGUGCAGUCAGGCUGUGUUCAUGCCCUACGCACCAGAAUUCGGGACCAAGUGCCAGGUGAAAGAAUACUACGAGACUACGUCUGGGAUGUGCUGCAGCUUGUGUCAGCCUGGCCAGCAUAUGAAAGCCUUGUGCACCAAGACCUCAGACACUGUGUGUGCCCCUUGUGAAGACAACACAUACACCCAGCUCUGGAACUGGCUCUACACGUGCUUGAGCUGCCGCUCCCCCUGCAGCUCCGACCAGGUGGAGAUUCAAGCGUGCACCCCGCAGCAGAACCGCAUUUGCACCUGCAGGCCGGGCCAGUUCUGCAUUCUGGGGAGUCCAGACAGCUGCCGGCAGUGCAUACCUCUGCGCAAGUGUCCUCCCGGAUUCGGCAUGGUCAAGCCCGGAACUGCGAGCUCAGACGUGCAUUGCGCCGCCUGUGUCCCAGGCACCUUCUCCAACACCUUGUCCUCCACUGAAGUCUGCAGGCCCCACCGCCAGUGCAGCUCCGUGGCUGUCCCUGGGAAUGCGACCACGGAUGCAGUCUGUACAUCUGUGUCCUCCACCUUGGAAGCAGCCCCGGGCCCAGCCCGCACGCCCCGGUCAGUGUCCCAAAGCGCGGAGUCCGUGGAGCCAACUCUGGCACCCAGCACAGCUGCCAGCACCGUCUUCCCGCUCCCUGAGGGACCUGAGCCCCCAACUGGAAAGAGCAAGAAUGGCAUCUCCCUGCCAAUCGGACUGAUUGUGGGUCUGACAGCCCUGGGGCUGCUGGUCAUCGGACUGGUGAACUGUGCCAUUGUGACUCAGAAGAAAAAGAAGUCCUCCUGCACAAAUAGAGAAGCCAAGGUGCUGCACCUGCCGGUGGAUAAGUUCCGGGGUGUGAAGGUCCUGGAGCAGCAGCAGCUGCUCACCACCGCGCCCAGCUCCAGCAGCAACUCCCUGGAGAGCUCGGCCGGCACUGCUGCCCCGGGAGCAGAGAAGGCCGAGGGGUCUGGGGAGACCCCAGCCAGCUCCAGGAGCUCAGAGUCUCCUCCUGGCGGCCACGGGACCCAGGUCAAUGUCACCUGCAUCGUGAAUGUGUGCAGCGGCUCGGACCACGGCUCCCAGUGUUCCUCCCAAGCCGCGACGGAGGACCCCGACACCAGCCCUGCGGGUCCCCCGGAGGAGGAGCAGGUCCCCUUCUCCCAGGAGGAACGCCCCUUCCAGUCCUGGCAGGAGACCCCGGAGACUCUGCUGCAGAGCCUGGAGAAACCCCUGCCCUUCUGCGUGCUUGAGUCAGGCGUGAGGCUCAGUAAUGGGGCUGGGGUGAGCCAUGUUGCAGCCGCGGGGCACUGAGUCCCGGCAGAGCCGCUUGACAGAGGGGCUCCAGUCCCCCCAGGACUGCGGCUUUUCAUGGGUCAGGUUACUGCAGCCGUGGGGAAAUUGCCAUCUUGGUGCAAGUCCUCGGGAGGCGGCUGGCAUGAAGCUGCGGGACCAACCCUCAUCGCCUGGACCUGACCCAGCUGGAGCUGCGCGCUUGACUUCCGGAGCCCCUGGUGGCUUUGUUUUUAGACCCUGGGCUCUGACCUGAUUCUGGCUUUCCAGGGGCCUCAGCAUCCUCCCCUUCUGAGGGGCUCGCUGUGUCUCACCCAUGGAGCAGGGACAGCACUUCCGCCCAAAUGCAGAGGCUGAAAGGAUGGCCCCUGGGAGGGGAGGCCGCCGGCCAGAGGGUUCUGUGGGGAACACGGGUUCCUCUGCUCAGAGUAGCUCAGGACUCUCGGGAGGUAUCACCUCCAAACACGCCUGGCUCGUUCUUUUGUACCUGGUGUGAAAAUCUGAUGCCCAGAGGUCCCAGGCAGCCAUCUUUGCUCCGUGCUCCAGCCAAGAUGGCAGACCUUGGACCUGGGAUAGGCUUCCCCAGGGGUACAGCCCAUGCUCAGCACGCUCAGUGCCCUGGGUCCAAUCCCAGCACCCCCAAAGUAUGAGUACCAUGCAGGUCAACAAGGCAACAAAUCCAGGGCAUAGUGGCUCACGCCUGCAAUCCCAGCAUGGGAGUCUGAGGCAGGAAGGCUGCUAGGAGUUCAAGGCCAGCCUGAAC